Molecule: messenger RNA, 1474 nt
Organism: Rhodofomes roseus
Lineage: Eukaryota; Fungi; Basidiomycota; Agaricomycetes; Polyporales; Fomitopsidaceae
Exons: 1
Coding region: 363-1175 (270 amino acids)
Source: RefSeq, a predicted model, not a curated record
GGACAAUCCUUCGCUAGCUAACCUUCUUCUUACAUCGCCGCAUCCGUACGCAGCCACGCCAUGGCCCACCGUCCCUGUCAAAGCAGGCGGUCCUACUUCUCCUUCGGCAGUGCGGCGUCUCUCAACGGCUCAGGGCCGGACUGCCUCUUUGCGUCUCCCGGCCACGCCUCUGUCUGCAAACCUUGUGCCCGUAGGUCCAGCGGGGCGGACCGAACUCGAUCUUACGGGGCAUUCAUAAAGUGAGCGUCCCUGCUCUACCAUGUCCCUCAGAACCGGACUCUUCAGGACGCCGCCCCGCCAUCCUCGAGCCCACCGCCGCCUCACCCCACCCCAUAACCUGUGCGCCGAGGGACCACGUCGACAUGGGCGUCGCAACUGUCUACUCCUGCUAUUCACAGGAUAGUGCGCCUGCCAAGCACACUGUCUGUCCUAGCCAUCAUCACGAAUCCCAUGAACUAUGCUCAUCGCCAUCCUCGAUCGUCACCCAAGCGGGCUCAUCCACUCCUCGUUCACUGUCCCAUGCCACUGCGACAUACACAUACUACCACGGACGCAUAGUCCCAUUGCCCGCAAUCUCGCCUCAACGUCAGCCCAAGGAGCUGAACCAAUCCACGCGAGAUAUUAGUAUGUCGCAUCCGACGAAGGGCAUGCGACCAGCGCCCGCUGCGGUCGCGCGUCUCCUUUCACGGGCCGCUGAGGGAGGGAAAACUCCCUUGAAGUGGGAAAUGGCUUCGGACCCUCUUCUUCACUCCUAUGAUCGUACCCUCAGGAUGGCGACUGGGAUUUCCGUUAGCCUCAACGAUCCCGCCACCUCAUUUAACACCACAUCUCUCGUCGUCUCCAUUUCCGGAGUACAUUACCCCUACGCGAUCACCGCCAAUCGAACCCCCGGAUCCGCCUCCCCAUUCGUAACCGUUCGCGACGUCCUACUCGCCAUCUACGCGAACCUGAAUAAGGUCGUCGAGCUAGAGGAGGCCAAGAGCGCGAUGCAACGGAGUGACAUCUGGCACGCGGCAUGGCGAGUCUACCGACAUAGGACGCGGGGGAACGACAAGGAGAGGAUGAGGCGCAAGGACUUCCUUGGCCCAUCUACCGUUUUCCUCGGAGUCGUCUUCGCGGAUCAUGAAGGAAAGCUACCAAGACUCGAGCUGCUGGUCGGCCGUCGCGAGUCGUGAGCAACAGUUGCCUUGCAUCCCAGUAUACCCGUAUACCCAGCUUCGCCCUCGUGCUCUCGUCCCCUCAUUCACAAUACAAUGUACCUUAUAGUCUUCAAUCACGCUGCCAAUUUGAUGGACUCUCGAUCCACGCCUGUGUUACUACGAUGCAUACUGUGUUUAUUACUACAUCAUAUUUCGCUUACGAUACUGUGUAUGAUAACAGGGAGAUACUGUACUACGACGUACUCGUACUUACUAGUUCAGACUUAAUAGCCUGAAUGAUAUUUUGAGCUUCGAGACAUUCUGAAGCUGCGUUA